GUGUCCACUGCCUUGAAUCCUGGCCUCCACCUUGGUCAUGACCUGGGCCAGGGUCUGAGGCCAAAUGCCUAGCAGGUCCUGGUGCUGAGUCUCUAUACUGUCUGACCAACCUGCCUCACCUUGUCUGGCUCUGUGGGAUGGCACCAGGGCUAUCAGAGACCUUGGUGCUGUGGGCUGAAAUGGGUGGCUUCUUAGGGUACUGAUAGGCCCCAGACAACAGGGGCCAUGGGCUGGAUUCUGUGGGCCUGGGUCUCCAGAAUUCCAGUGGUGCUCAUCACGUACACCCUGGGAUCCCAGGCAUAGCCAAGAUGACUGAAAAGGCAGGAAGAUUGGAAGAGUAGUUGGAGGUGGAGAAGACAGAAGGGACCCUGGUGGGCAUGGUAGCCAGGUGGGCCUUAAUGAGCAAAAUCUUAUUUAAAAACAUACGAUAAUGUAUAAUAUAGAGCAGCAACAGUAAAAUGAUGUUUAGAAUGAUUUCAUUUGAGUAUAAGAUGCAAGGGUCAUCUCCUUAUUUUCUUGGCUGCCUAUAGUGGGUGAGGUUUAAACUCUGUUCAUCCCAAAUGUCAACCUUCUCACUGGUUGAAUUGGCACAGAUCUAACUAUUACUAUUCCCAGAACACUGUACAAAUUAGGCAGGAUUCUGUGUUAGACCUGUGCUUGACCAACACAGCUCUCCCUUACCACACACAGCAAUAACUUCAUAUAUUGUCUCGUUGGAGAAAAUGAAGUCUCUUCAAUGAUCUUGAAUUAUUGUCAUGGUGUUAUCUAUCAUGACAAUAGGAACUCCUUGACAACAGAUUUCCCAUUUCCACAAUAGCUUUUACUACAUUUACUAUUUAUACUUAUUAUGCUAGUAACAAUUAAAUGACUUUUUGUGGGGUGUUUUUUGUUCUACUUAUUCAUCGUUAAUACUAUCAUAAAUACUGACAGAAGAGGAAAUACUGAUAACUACGAAGUUGGUACUUCCCUUUUGCAUGGAAACUUGUCUUUAUGAAGGCUUUAAAAGAUUGUCAGAGUUUUUGGCCAAACACCCUAAGUGUCAUGAUAGAACUCUCAUCCAGUGACUGGAGGAAGCAGAUGCAGAGAUCCACAGCCAUGCCACAGGUGGAGCUCCAGGAGUGCAACAGGCGAGAGAGAAGAGAGAUUGUAUGACCAAGAGAUAUCAAGACCAUGAUGGAAAAAGCACAGUGACAAAUAGCCAAACUAGUGGAAACACAUGAACUGUGAACCAAUAGCUGAGAAGCCCCCAUGGAACUGGACCAGGCCCUCUAAAUAAGUGAGACAGUUGAUGAGCUUGAACUGUUUAGGGGGCCCCCAGGCAGUGGGACCAGGACCUGUCCUUAGUGCAUGGGCUGGCUUUUUGGAACCUGGGGCCUAUGCUGUGACACUUUACUCAGCCUUGGUGCAGCGAGGAGGAGACUGCACCUGCCUCAACUGAAUCUACCAGGCUGGGUUGACUCCCCAGGGGAGAACCUGCCUUGGAGGAGGUGGUAAUAGGGGGUGGAUUGGGUGGGGGGAAGCCGGGGUGUUUGGAGAAGGGAGGACAGGGGAAUCCGUGGCUGAUAUGUAAAAUUAAUUUAAUUAUAAAAUAAAAAUAUUUAUUGAAAAAUAAAAUAAAAUGACCAUACAUGUAUCUCUGAACUGAGAACUUGGCCAGAGGCAAGGGGAAGAAACAGUCAGUUCAGAUUUCAAAAUAAAUUCAACAGAAGGGUGGUACUGGUUGUAAGAACAAUUCAGUGCAAGCAUUCAUUCCAAGCCAGUUCCUCUUUAUUCUCCUGUUCUACUUUCUAUAAGUGCAUUUUACUUUCAGGUCACUUUUGAAGAAAGAGAAAGCAAUACAUUUUCAUGGAGAAAUGGAUUCAGAGCUCACGUGAUUUCAUUUUGUUAGGAUUAUUACCACAAAAUCACACAUGCCUACUGCUUUUACUGCUCAUCAUCUCCAUAUUCUCUGUGGCCUUGCUUGGCAACUCAGCAAUGAUCCACCUCAUUCGUGUGGAUCCCAAACUCCACACCCCCAUGUACUUUCUGCUCAGUCAGCUCUCUCUCAUGGACCUGAUGCAUAUCUCUACCACUGUUCCCGAGCUGGCAUUCAACUUCCUCUCUGGCCAGAAAAGCAUUACCUUACGGGGCUGUAGAGUGCAAUCCUUUUUCUUUCUGAACAUAGAAGGUUCUGAGGGCUUGUUCCUGGCCUCCAUUGCCUAUGACCAUUUCGUGGCCAUCUGCCACCCUCUUCAUUAUCCUAUUCGCAUUAGCAAAAUGAUGUGUCUGGAGACGAUCAUAGGAUCUUGGACACUGGGCUCCAUUAACUCCUUAUCACACACAGUCUAUCUCCUUCACAUUCCUUACUGCCAUUCUAGGUCCAUUAACCAUUUCUUCUGGGAUGUCCCUGCCAUGUUGCCCCUGGCCUGUAUGGACACUUGUGUUUUUGAGUACAUGGUAUUUGUGAGUACAAGCCUGUUUCUUCUCCUUCCUUUCCUUGGCAUCACAGUUUCCUGUGGAUGGGUCUUUUUUGCUGUCUUCCACAUGUGCUCAAAAGAAAGAAAGAAAAAGGCCUUCACUACAUGUUCAACUCACUUAACUGUGGUGACAUUUUACUAUGCACCUUUUGUCUACACUUACCUUCGUCCCAGGAGUCUCCGUUCCCCCACAGAAGAUAAGAUUCUGGCUGUCUUCUACACUAUCCUCACCCCUAUGCUCAACCCCAUCAUCUACAGCCUGAGGAAUAAGGAGGUCCUGGGGGCCAUGACAAGAGUCUCUGGGACAUUCUCUUCCACAAAAACUUUAUCAUUUCCUCUCUACUCAUAUUUCAGUCCCUAGAGAAUGACAGAAUAGUGUUGCCUAUUGGAAAUGUAAUGUGUCCCCCACACAUGUCAUACCUUUCUGGUGACUUAUUACUGGUUAAUAUUAAAUAGUAUGUUCAUUAUUACAUAGUAUAGCAAUUAUUCACAUGUUUAAAUCACAACAUUAUAGUCAGUUA
Molecule: messenger RNA, 2977 nt
Organism: Peromyscus eremicus (cactus mouse)
Lineage: Eukaryota; Metazoa; Chordata; Mammalia; Rodentia; Cricetidae
Product: olfactory receptor 2L13-like
Exons: 1
Coding region: 1846-2817 (323 amino acids)
Biological process (GO): G protein-coupled receptor signaling pathway
Cellular component (GO): membrane
Molecular function (GO): G protein-coupled receptor activity; olfactory receptor activity
Source: RefSeq, a predicted model, not a curated record